Molecule: messenger RNA, 1766 nt
Organism: Ipomoea triloba (trilobed morning glory)
Lineage: Eukaryota; Viridiplantae; Streptophyta; Magnoliopsida; Solanales; Convolvulaceae
Product: cytochrome P450 81Q32-like
Exons: 2
Coding region: 68-1603 (511 amino acids)
Molecular function (GO): oxidoreductase activity, acting on paired donors, with incorporation or reduction of molecular oxygen; heme binding; iron ion binding
Source: RefSeq, a predicted model, not a curated record
GUGGCUGUCCCAAAAUAUAUAAAGCUUGAUCAGACCGCAUUUAUGUCCAUCCACGAUACAACAUUCAAUGGAUUUCCUCAACCCAUUAUUGUACCUUGCCCUCCUCUUUCCCUUGUACCUAAUCUCCAAACACUUUCACCGGAAAUUCAAGAACCACCCACCGGCGCCGUUCCUCACUCUCCCCCUCCUCGGCCAUCUAUACCUCUUUAAGAAACCUCUCCACCGCGCCUUGGACAAUAUCUCCAGCCGCCAUGGCCCGGUUCUCCUCCUCGAGUUCGGCUCCCGGAAAGUUCUCCUGGUCGCCUCCCCUUCCGCCGCCGAGGAGUGUCUGUCGAGAAACGACAUCGUUUUCGCGAACCGGCCGCACCUCAUGGCCGGAAAGCACAUAGGCUACAACUACACCUCCCUAGCGUGGUCCUCCUACGGCGAUCACUGGCGGAACCUCCGCAAAAUCGUGGCCCUCGAAAUCCUGUCCACGCAUCGCCUCCAGAUGCUCCACGAGAUCCGCGCGGACGAGGUGAAUUCCAUGGUGAGAAAGGUGCACGAGGUUUGCCAAGCGGAUUCGCAUGUCGAAAUGAAGAGCUAUUUUUUCGAGCUCACGUUGAACGUGAUGAUGAGGAUGAUCGCCGGGAAAAGGUAUUACGGCGAGAACGUGGAGGAUAUCGAGGAGGCGAAGCGGUUCAGGGCGAUCGUAACGGACACUUUCCGCCUCGGCGGGGCAACCAAUGUCGGCGACUUCGUGCCGGCGUUGAAGGGGGUGUUCAAGGAGUUGGAGAACAGUUUGGUGGAGUUGCAGCACAGGCGAGAUAGUUUCAUGCAGGACAUGAUCAAAGACUGCCGGAAAAGAAUGGAAAACGACGGCGAUCGCCGUACGGAGUCGGCCGGGAAGAAGAAAUCAUUCGUUGAAGUGCUACUGUCACUUCAAGAAAACGAACCCGAAUAUUACAAGGAUGAAAUUAUCAGGAGCCUCAUGCUGGUGAUGUUAGCAGCGGGAACAGAUACAUCAUCCGGGACUAUGGAGUGGGGCCUAUCACUUCUGCUAAACCACCCACAAGUCUUGAAGAAGGCGCAAAUGGAGAUUGACGAACGGGUCGGACACGAGCGGCUACUCGAGGAGUCAGAUUUAGCCAACCUCCCUUACCUAAACUGCAUACUCAAGGAAACAAUGAGAAUGUACCCUGUUGGCCCUCUGUUAAUCCCCCACGAAUCCUCAGAAGAGUGUACCGUCGCCGGCUACCGUAUCCCCGCCGGCACAAUGCUGAUGGUCAACUUGUACUCCAUCCAAAGAGACCCCAAGAACUGGGACGAGCCGGAAAAGUUCAGGCCGGAGAGGUUUGAAGGCUCAGAAGGAGUGACGAGAGAUGGGUACAAGAUGAUGCCUUUUGGGUCUGGAAGGAGAAGCUGCCCUGGAGAAUCACUGGGGUUGCGUAUGGUUGGGCUGUCUUUGGGGUCGUUGAUCCAAUGCUUUGACUGGGAAAGAAUCGGCGGUGAAAUGGUGGAUAUGACUGAAGGAACUGGAUUAAGCAUGCCCAAAGCUACGCCGUUGACGGCCAACUGCAAGGCACGACCUUUCGUCGCCGGUCUUCUUUCUCAGACGGCUUGAAGACUGCACGCUAUACGGAGUAUUUUGUGUCACAUAUUUGCAUAUUUCUGAUUUUCUGCUUGUCAGUUAUGUGCUAUAUAAUGUAUUAGAAAAUUAGAUUUCCAAACUUAUAAUAGAUUUUAUUUUCGUCCAGACAAAAUAAAUAAAUUGCGUUAGUAUACAA